AUGCCUCGAACACGCCAGCAGCGGGCAGAGGAGCAGCUCGACCUGAACUAUGACCCACGCGGUCCACCAAGACAGGCAAUGCCUGUCAAGUCAGAGUCAUUUCCGCCCACCAUGCCUAUGGCCCUGCCCGACCCAGCUCAUGGCAUCGACGUGAGAACAAAAUUCCCCGUUGCUCGGAUCAAACGAAUUAUGCAGGCCGAUGAAGACGUGGGCAAAGUCGCCCAAGCGACCCCCACUGCAGUUGCCAAAGCUCUUGAGCUUUUCAUGAUUGCCCUGGUGAGCAAGGGAGCUGAGGAAGCAAAAGCCAAUCGAUCUAAACGGGUCACUGCUCAACAUCUGAAGGCAGCCCUGAUGAAAGACGGCCAAUACGAUUUCUUAACUGACAUUUGUGAAAACGUCCCGGAUGAAGGAUCUAAAAAGGGACGAGCCAAAUCCGAAGCAAAGAGCGAAGACAGCGAAGACGACAUUGCCCCCAAGAAGAAAGGCAAGGGAGGAAGGAAGAGGAAAGCUAACAGUAGUGAUGAUACUGAUUGA
This is a messenger RNA of Exophiala aquamarina CBS 119918, 534 nucleotides long. RefSeq lists its product as uncharacterized. The record is from RefSeq and is a predicted model, not a curated record. Gene Ontology annotation, molecular function: transcription coactivator activity; RNA polymerase II general transcription initiation factor activity; core promoter sequence-specific DNA binding. Bases 1 to 534 code for a protein of 177 amino acids. NCBI's taxonomy places the organism in Eukaryota, Fungi, Ascomycota, Eurotiomycetes, Chaetothyriales, Herpotrichiellaceae. Gene Ontology annotation, biological process: positive regulation of transcription by RNA polymerase II; negative regulation of transcription by RNA polymerase II; transcription by RNA polymerase II. Gene Ontology annotation, cellular component: nucleus; negative cofactor 2 complex. The transcript has 2 exons.